ACGUCAUCGCUCCCACACAACACGGAAUAUGGCGGCCAGCUCGGAUCGGAUUCCUCCUCCUCUCUCUGCUGCAGACGAGCCAGAAGCAGGACUGGUUGACAUGGCAGACGGAGACAGCGACGAGGGAGAGGACAUCUUCAGUAACCCUAUGGCUGUCAGUCGAGGAGUUUCUCACACUGGUCAUGUCAGUGAAGACCCUCAAGAUCUGUUCAGUGAGGAAGAAGCCAGCAACACCAAUGCCAAGUCCAAUGGAGUUCACUCUGAUGAUGACAACGACCUGUUUGCUGAGGCUCAUGCAGAGCUGAGCACAGACAAGCCCGCCAGCACUGCUCGGAAGGAGCUCAGCGCCUCCUCUGGCUCUCGUCCUGCCUCCUCCUUCACCCAGAGCCCUGCAGCCAUGCAGCCUACCUCCUUGGAGCAGAUGGAGGAGGAAGAGGCCAAGGAUAGUUUUGAUGUGGAUGUUGCUGUCACUAAUCCAGAGAAAAUUGGUGAUGGCAUGAAUGCUUAUGUGGCCUACAAAGUAUCCACCAGGACCUCCAUGGCCAUGUUCAGGAAUAAGACCUUCUCUGUGAGGCGGCGUUUCAGUGACUUCCUCGGCCUUUAUGAGAAGAUGUCGGUCAAGCAGACGCUCCAUGGCUGCAUUAUUCCGCUGCCACCGGAGAAGAGUGUCGUAGGAAUGACUAAAGUGAAAGUGGGAAUGGACGACCCCUCAUCAGUAGAGUUUGUGGAGAGAAGAAGAGCAGCUCUGGAGAGGUAUCUUCAGAGAAUUGUGGCUCACCCAACAUUACUACAAGAUCCGGACGUCCGUGAGUUCUUGGAGAGAGAAGAAUUACCCAGAGCAGUGAACACCCAGGCGCUGAGCGGAGCUGGCUUCCUCAAAAUGAUCAAUAAGGCAUCAGAUGCUGUCAACAAGAUGACCAUCAAGAUGAAUGAGUCUGACACUUGGUUUGAGGACAAGUUCCAGGAGGUGGAGAAUGAGGAGCAGCAGCUGAGGAAGCUCCAUGCUGUGGUCGACUCCCUGGUCAAUCACAGGAAGGAGCUGUGUGGGAACACGGCAGUAUUUGCCAAAAGUAUGGCCAUGCUGGGAAACUCUGAGGACAACACUGCUCUUUCGAGGGCUUUGUCCCAGCUGGCGGAGGUGGAGGAUAAGAUGGAGCAGCUGCAUCAGGAGCAGGCAGCCAAUGACUUCUUCAUCUUUGCAGAGGUGCUGGCUGACUACAUCCGCCUGCUGGGUGCUGUGCGGGGCUGUUUUGACCAGCGUAUACGGGCGUGGCAGCGAUGGCAGGAGGCUCAGAGCACGCUCCAGAAGAAGAGAGAGGCAGAGGCCAAACUGCUGUGGGCCAACAAGCCGGACAAACUGCAGCAAGCCAAGGAAGAGAUCACCGAGUGGGAGGCCAAAGUUACUCAGUACGAGAGAGAUUUUGACAGGGUUGGUAUGACUGUACGUAAGGAGGUUCUCAGGUUUGAGAAAGAAAAAGCCAAGGACUUCAAGAGCCAGAUAAUAAAAUAUUUGGAGUCAAUGCUUCAGUCUCAGCAACGGCUUAUAAAAUUUUGGGAGGCGUUCCUUCCUGAGGCAAAGGCCAUAGCUUAAUGAAGAGGGAGACUUUUUGAAGACCCCAACUGCCUUUUUUUGAACACUUUACCUCUUAACCAGGAACUGAGAGAGGACAAUUUUGCAACACACAAGAAACUUCCAUCCAUUUUUUUUUCUUUUGUCUUUUUAAUCAUAGUGUAUUCUCUUAUCUUGUACAGUUCUUUGAUAUAUUUACACAAUCUUUAUUCUGCAUAAUUCCUUGUUUAUGUUCUUGAGAGAUUAACCUGCCCGUAGUAUUUGCAAAACCCUGCUGCCUGUCAGUGGGAUAUACAAUAUAUUUAUGUUACUUGCUUAAACAAGUAUAAUAAAGUGUUAACACUGAGGUACUGCCCUAGAGUAACAUUGUCUAUAGUUUACAUUAGAAGAUAGACGUAUGUAAGUCAUUCCAGUCUCUAACAGCUUGUGUUGAUGGAUGCAUGUCGGAUGAUGUUUUGAUGCACUAAAAUGCAUUGUACAGUUGGAAAAGCAGGUUUUUAAAUGAAAUGCCACUAUUGAUGACUGAAGUCAUUUACCAAGAGUGUUAGCACAUAUUACAGUGUAUCACAUAAUGCAUAUUAGAGUAUAGAAAUCAUAUUAAAACUCUUUGAUUUGACAGGCUUACAGGCGUGUCAGAGUUGCUACAAAAUUAAAGAAAUGUAAAGGUUACAGUGAAUGAAAGUUUGUGAAAUACUGUCACUGCUUUGUUGGUUAUUUGCUAUGAUGAUGAAUUUACUAGAAUAGUGAUUAUUACAUGAAUCAAGUCCCUCCAGAUCAGUCUUAUGCACUCAUCAUUUUUUGUGUCAGAGAUUGAGGCCCAAAAGGAACUCAUUUGGAGCUGCUGCAGAGUUGAUUUACCGUCAGUGUAAAUGACUCUCGACAUGUAUGUACACAUGUACACUACUUGAAUUCAAUCAUGCAACCACUGUCGGAUGUUAUUAGUAACCCUAUACUUUUGAUAAAUUGGUUUAACAAUGGUAACAAAAAAAAGGCACAGACAUUCAAGUUAUACUGUUCCUUAUUUUCUUAUUGGACAUUUGUAAGUGUAGUUUUUCUGUCAUGUCAUAUUUGCGUAAGAACAUGCUUUAUUUUUGUAACCACUUUGCAUUAGCACACAUUUUCCUGGAAAUGCUAUACAGGUAUAUGUACA
This is a messenger RNA of Scomber japonicus (chub mackerel), 2720 nucleotides long. Its product is annotated as sorting nexin-1-like. The record is from RefSeq and is a predicted model, not a curated record. The transcript has 15 exons. Gene Ontology annotation, cellular component: endosome membrane; endosome. The coding region runs from base 29 to 1591 and encodes 520 amino acids. Gene Ontology annotation, biological process: early endosome to Golgi transport; intracellular protein transport. Lineage: Eukaryota; Metazoa; Chordata; Actinopteri; Scombriformes; Scombridae. Gene Ontology annotation, molecular function: phosphatidylinositol binding.